Molecule: messenger RNA, 2066 nt
Organism: Gossypium arboreum
Lineage: Eukaryota; Viridiplantae; Streptophyta; Magnoliopsida; Malvales; Malvaceae
Product: probable arabinosyltransferase ARAD1
Exons: 3
Coding region: 281-1774 (497 amino acids)
Molecular function (GO): glycosyltransferase activity
Source: RefSeq, a predicted model, not a curated record
GGAACAGGGAAAGGCACAAGGAAGAAGUCUUAACUGUAAAGAAAGCCCGCUUCUUCAUUAUGUUUUUUCUUGUUCAUCGGUCCACCCACAACAAUUCACUGAUAAUAGUUUAAUUUCCCUUCUGCGAGUCUUGAUUGGUUUUAUUCCACUCUGGGGUUGCUUCCUUUGUCAGCUUUUGGAAAGAAAUUAGCUAAAAGAUACUUUGGUUGUUGAUUCAUAGUUUGAGUAAUGGAGUUGAAUAUAGAGAUGGUAUAGAUUCUAGGUAUUUGGAUACAUCACCAUGGCCGAGAAACAGAGCUCUUCUGCCGCCAGAAAAUCUUUCUUUGCCUUGUUUUUGACCACCAUAGUGUUGUUCGUAUUAUCCUGGUUGUUUGUGUUGCGUUCAACGGGGCACCCUCGACCUUUGGAUCGUAAAGUGUUGCCAACUCAAAAGCUUCCCACUGUUUUCCACCAUGUCAAAUCCCAAUCAUCAAAUGGAUUAAGGCGAGCGAUUCUUGUAAACAAUGGAGGGAGAGAGGAAGAACCUCCAAAGAGAGAACAAGGGUUCCAAGAUAAAGAUGGGGCAAUGAAUUGCAAUGGCAAUGUUAAAGAACCACUUAAAAUUUUCAUGUAUGAUUUAGACCCAGAGUUUCAUUUUGGACUGUUGGAUUGGAAGCCCCAAGGUGGUCGUGUGUGGCCUGAUUUUAGAACUGAAAUCCCCCCUUAUCCUGGGGGAUUGAACUUGCAACACAGUAUAGAAUAUUGGCUCACACUGGACCUCUUAGCUUCUGAAAUUUCUGACAAUCCAAACAACAGAGUUGCAAUGAGAGUGCAAAAUUCCAGUGAAGCUGAUCUUAUAUUUGUACCCUUUUUUUCAUCAUUGAGUUAUAAUCGAUUUUCAAAGCAAAAUCCCCAUCAGAAGAAGAGCAUGAACAAAGUGUUGCAGGCCAAGUUGGUAAAGUUUUUGACGGCUCAAAAGGAAUGGAAGAUGUCAGGUGGAAGAGACCAUAUUGUUAUGGCUCACCAUCCAAAUAGUAUGCUUGAUGCUAGGAUGCAACUUUGGCCUUCAAUUUUCGUACUUGCUGAUUUCGGUAGGUAUCCAUUAAAUAUUGCAAAUGUUGACAAAGAUGUGAUUGCUCCUUACAAACAUAUGGUUGAAAGCUAUGCCAAUGAUACUUCCGAUUUCGAUAGCCGCCAAACUUUGUUGUUCUUCCAAGGUUCCAUUUACAGGAAAGAUGGUGGAUUUGCUCGACAAGAAUUGUUUUAUCUUCUAAAAGAUGAAAAGGACGUACAUUUCGCUUUUGGAAGUCUCAAAAACAACGGUGUCAGCAAAGCUGGCCAAGGCAUGCGCUUAUCCAAGUUUUGCCUAAACAUAGCAGGGGAUACACCAUCAUCGAACCGCCUUUUCGAUGCCAUUGCCAGCCAUUGUGUACCCGUGAUUAUCAGCGAUGACAUCGAACUCCCCUACGAAGACAUACUCGACUACUCGGAAUUCUGUAUAUUCGUUCGUACUUCAGAUGCUGUCAAAGAAAAUUUCCUUAUAAACCUCAUUAGGAGCAUAAGCAAGGAAGAAUGGACACAAAUGUGGGAGAAGUUGAAAGAAGUGGAGGCAUUGUUUGAGUAUCAAUAUCCAGCAAAAGAUGGGGAUGCAGUUCAGAUGAUAUGGCAGUCAUUAGCACGUAAGGUCCCUGGUGUUAAGAUGAAGAUAAACAAAUCAAGGAGAUACUCUGAUGCUGUGGUUCCUGGUAAAGAUGGAGGGUUGAGAAGUAUACCAGCACCAAAGAAUUUCUGGUGAGAAUUUAUGAUUUGAAGCAGAUUAGAGAUGAAUGUUUUUAGGAUAGGUUUAGGCAACUCUGUUCGUGUAAUAAUUAGAGAUGUACAUGGGCUGGCUCAUUUGGCUCGAAAUGUAAAAGGGUUUGAGUAAAAAUAUAAGCUCAGUUCAGAUUCAAAUUUUUUAAAAAAGAGAGACUGUUGUUUUGUUAUUUUCUCACUGUUUUAUUACCAUGUCACUAUUAUGUUAUUAUUGUUUAGAUAUUAUAGUGUUAUUUAAGUAUAACGAUUUUUUAAUUUAUUUUCAAUUUAUUGGA